AUGCAGCAGAAUACUAUACAAGCCACAGACAAGAUACCGCACAACAUCCCGCUCCUCUCUUGCGUCCCCGCCCAUCUACCUGCACGAUCCACAUCGGGUAUCACCGAGCACCGCACCUCUCAUCGCCCUAGCCAAGCCGGCGGCGUCCCAUCCCAUGAAUCAUCAAAAGAAAAACAAACCCAACAAACGGUGAGCACAAGAGGACAGGCAAGACGAAACCCAGCCAGUCUCGCCCGACCACAAUGUCCCGCCCUCGCACCAAUGCAAGGGAGAAAGGAAAAUACAGGGAAGGAUAGAAUCAAAACAAGCGAGCGCGAGUCCAAUCCAUGUCGAUGUCCCAUGGGACCUCCCAUUUGCUCGGCUGCGAAGCAGAUAAUACCUUUCCAGAUCGUUUCGUGCAUGCAUUGUAAGUCAUAUCGGCGUGCCAAAGGAACUAAAAAGAGGAAAGACCUCGCACGAUGA
Molecule: messenger RNA, 462 nt
Organism: Purpureocillium lilacinum
Lineage: Eukaryota; Fungi; Ascomycota; Sordariomycetes; Hypocreales; Ophiocordycipitaceae
Source: RefSeq, a predicted model, not a curated record